ACAAACCAUCUUAUGAUUUAGCAUUCCUUUUUCUUGAUUCUUACUUGUCUACCAAUGGCUUCGGCAACUCAAUGUCUGGCUUUACUCUUUGUUUUGGGAAUUUGGGCUUCUCAGGUCUCGUCCCGCUCUGUUCCUGAGGUGUCCAUGUCUGAUGGGUUUGAACAAUGGUUGUCUAGCUAUAGUCGAGUUUAUCAGGAUGAGACAGAGAAGGAUAAACGUUUCCAAAUAUUCAUGGAAAAUGUGGAGUACAUCAAAUCCCACAAUGCUGAUUCCAGCAAAAAGUACAAGUUAGGUGUUAAUGAAUUCACAGACUUGACCAAUGAAGAGUUUAAAGCCAUGAGAAAUGGUUAUAAAAUGCGAUCUUCCAACAGUAUUCCAGCUCCCAAAACAUCUUCUUUCAGGUUUGAAAAUGUUACUGCAGUUCCAUCUAGCAUGGAUUGGAGAAAGAAAGGAGCUGUGACCGGCGUCAAGGACCAAGGCCAAUGUGGAUGUUGUUGGGCGUUCUCAGCUGUGGCAGCCACGGAAGGGAUUACCAAGCUCAAAACUGGUACAUUGAUAUCACUAUCAGAGCAAGAGUUGGUUGAUUGUGAUGUCAAUGGCGAAGACCAAGGUUGCAAUGGUGGUCUCAUGGACGAUGCAUUUGAAUUUAUCAUUUCAAACAAAGGACUUACUACCGAAACCAAUUACCCCUAUGAAGGAGUUGAUGGAAGCUGCAACAAGAAAGAAUCUGCCAACCAUGCAGCUAAGAUCACUGGUUACGAAGAUGUACCUUCAAAUAGCGAGUCAGCACUAUUAAAAGCUGUGGCCAACCAGCCUGUUUCAGUUGCCAUUGAUGCCGGUGGGGCCGACUUCCAACACUACAAAAGUGGUGUCUUCACUGGCGAAUGCACUACCUACCUAGACCAUGGGGUUACAGCAGUUGGCUAUGGACAAGAUGAUGAUGGGACCAAGUAUUGGUUGGUGAAGAAUUCAUGGGGCACUAGCUGGGGUGAGGACGGAUACAUCAGAAUGGAAAGAAAUAUUGAUGCCAAAGAAGGUCUUUGCGGUAUUGCAAUGGAAGCCUCUUAUCCAACUGCUUGAAGAUAAACACACAGUAUACUAUGAUGCUAUGUAUGCAGCAUAUAUGGUCCUCUUUCA
Hibiscus syriacus is the source of this 1137-nucleotide messenger RNA. RefSeq names its product senescence-specific cysteine protease SAG39-like. The record is from RefSeq and is a predicted model, not a curated record. Lineage: Eukaryota; Viridiplantae; Streptophyta; Magnoliopsida; Malvales; Malvaceae. Bases 55 to 1080 code for a protein of 341 amino acids. Gene Ontology annotation, cellular component: lysosome. Gene Ontology annotation, molecular function: cysteine-type endopeptidase activity. The transcript is spliced from 2 exons.